AUGAUAGGAGAAGCUGUUCGUCUGUUCAAGAAGGGCGAUGACCUGGAAAUGCACAAACUGCGGUGCGUCGCCACUGUUUUCUUCUUUUUAUGGGUCGUAGACACGCUAAUCGGUACGUUUAGUGGCUGCAGGAUUCUUCAGGUCAACGCCUUCAUCACAUUUAACACAUGUGCCGCUGUUGCUUCAGGGGUGGUGUCACUGAACUACUGCCGCAUUGUGCAGGCGCCUUCCUUUCGAGUCAAGGAGCAGAUUACGGCGCAGCCGAAUCCUCAGCCGCAUAGUUUACUACUUGGCGGCCAAGAGCACCGUAACCAGCAAAACGGGGCGAUUUCUCUCGAAGGUAUUCAGGGGUACUACUUCGGUGCAAAGCGUCUUCACACGCUCAUUUCGUUCGGUGCGUCUAUAUUUGUUUUGUUUGGAUCACUCACCGUAAUGCUAGAAUCAGUUCACGACAUAGCACACACGCGACAGCCCUCACCUAAAUUGCUUCUCCUCACAGGAGUGGUACAUGCCCUGCUUAUUACUGUGUUUGGGGGAGAAAUUGACGCGCAUGACCGCAUCAGUGGAACGCUGUCUUCGCAACGAGAGCCUCGUGGUCUCCCCAGUAUCCACGUUACGAUACGGCAGGUUCUGCGCAGGCCUCUGCUGCUCUUUUCCAGGGCCUUUUCCCAACAGUAUCGCAUUAUUCGCAUUGUGUUGCGCUCUUUUUCUGCUUUCACGUGCAUCUUAGUCUCGCUUUUAGUGAGACUUGGCGGGUCUUCAAUGUGGGAAACUAUUGGAGUGAUGUUGUUGGCAUUCUACGUUUUGGCUGUCACCUUGAAUCAAUCCACAUCAAUGGCGUGGCUUCUGCUUAACAACGCAACGUGCCAACCCAACGUGGCGGCAAAGUGUGAGCGUGCCAUUCGUAGUGUGCAGUUGGUUCCGGGUGUAAUGCAGAUAAAGUCGUCCUGCUUUUGGGAGGUGAGUGAAGGGGAGCUUAUGGCCCUUGUGCAAUUGAUUUUGCUAACAUCGGCAGACCCCUUGGCGGUGACUCAAGAAGCACAUAAAAUACUUGCAAGUGUUGCGGCUUACGUUUUUGUGGAGGUCAGAAAGCCUGAUGAAGAAGACAACUUUGACCCCGGAGAAAGUUCUAGCUAUCAGUGUCAUAACCACUCUCAUGGGCACGACCACGGUCACUCUCAUGGACACAAUCAUGACUAUGGUCAUCAUCACCACCAUGGAGGUGGCGAGCGCCAUGCGUUUUCUUCCGAGGGGUGCAAACCUGUAGUCACGCCGGAAGAGCCGGAAUCAACACCAAGCGCUAAUGUAGCAUUGUCUUCUAGUUUGUAUACCGUGCCUCCGGCCACUAACAACAUAGCUGGGCAUUCCGGUGUGCACGCUAACGUCAGUACGUUACUUGGAGGUACGAGGGGUUCCGUCACCGCAGUUUAG
Trypanosoma brucei brucei TREU927 is the source of this 1431-nucleotide messenger RNA. RefSeq lists its product as hypothetical. Gene Ontology annotation, cellular component: Golgi apparatus. Bases 1 to 1431 code for a protein of 476 amino acids. Gene Ontology annotation, molecular function: zinc ion transmembrane transporter activity. Lineage: Eukaryota; Euglenozoa; Kinetoplastea; Trypanosomatida; Trypanosomatidae. The record is from RefSeq and is a predicted model, not a curated record. Gene Ontology annotation, biological process: intracellular zinc ion homeostasis; zinc ion transport. The transcript has a single exon.